AUGGAGGAAGCUGGGCAAGAUAACAAGACUACAAUCGCAGUCGCAGCUCGGACUUCUGAUGCCUCGCUUGAACCUCUGACAGCUGCAGCUGCAGUCAGCACAAACUUCACUUUUACUUGCAAUGUCCAAGCAACGGUGAUAUCUACGGCAACGGAAACAUCUUCUCAGCUGGAGUCCGCGACCUCCAGCUACCAUCAACCGCCGGCUGAAAAUUUGGACUCCGCCUCGCCUGUUGAGCCUGCCAAAGAAGUAACUCCGCCACAACCAUGCGGCCAGGAACCCCAGACCGCUGCGGAGCCAGAAGCAUCAAAGGCGGCUGCGCCGCCCAGUGAAGACACUGGUCCAAAUGAAGUCGACGCGGCGUUGCCGCUGAGGGUACAAGCUGAACCGGAGAUCACUGAGCAGGAGCCAGCCACGACAGUCCUCGAGCAGGACGAAGCAGGAGGCUCUCCCAAAAUUUGCGAUGAAGUAAGCGACUCGGAUGUCCCAAAUCUGCGAACCGUACAAGAAGCUGCUGAGUACUGGUUCGAGAGCUCCGUAUUCGAAGAAUAUUUCCAAGCACUUCGAUUCCGUGUGGGCAAAGGGAUACGGGAAAGCGAAUUCUGGAUUCACACGUCCGUGCUGCGUGAGCGAGCCGAUGCCUUUUACGACAAACUGAUCGACGAGAACUUGCUGCACAACAUUUCCGACGAGGAUCAGCGGCAAGAGGCCAUCUUGACAUCAUGUGCGAAGUCCACGUUCCGCCUCUUUGCAAGCUGGCUGUACACGGGCCAAAUUAUUGCUCUGCCGCUUUCGUGUCGCGAUCAUCCAGAAGAUUUCGAACCAGAAAAUAUGCGGCGCAUGGUAGCGGGCUCGAAGAUCUCUGUCGAUCAGGUUCACGACAUUGACUUGGUGCGACUCUACAAGUUUGCUUGUGACGAGAAAAUCCAAGAUGUUGCCAACUUAGUUGUGACCACGCUAUUCGUGCAGAACGACCAGAACGGCAAAACAGCGUCCAGAGGGGCCAUAUCUUUCUUGGUGGACAACGUUUCCCGUGGAGAUCCGAUACAUAUGCAAAUCGUAUAUGAGUGUUGUCGUCGCAUGACUUCCCGCAAUGUGGUUGCAAGCCUCGGCGACUUUCCCAGAGAGUAUGGGCAGAAUGUUCUCAAAGAGAUUCUCAAGCAGCGAGAGAAGCCCGAAGGACCAAAGCUUUCAAAGAACCAGCAAAAGAAAGAGCACAGGCGGCAGGUGUGCGAAGCGCACGCCCAUCGCACCAUGGCAGAAGCUACAGCGUGUCAGAAAGAACUUGUUGAUCGGACAGGGCGAAAGAUCUUGAACAGCUCGACUCAUGACCUGUACGGAGGUGUACUCACCGUUACAGUGGGCCCCGAAAGAUUACUUUUCACUGUGCACAAAGGCUUGGUCUGCAAACACUCGGAUUAUUUCGCAGGCGCCUUUCCUAUCUCCUGGUCUGUCUUUAAGGAAGCGCAGGAGAGCAAGGUCGACUUACACGAAGAAACCGUUCGAGACUUCUCGUUGUUCAUGAACUGGCUGUAUGAACAAAAGCUCUGCCUUCCUCGCGCUGGUGACUACAGCGAUCUUGAUGAUUACCAGGAUGAGAUAGAAUUCAUUCUCGAGACAGUCUCGCCGAAGGAAAAUGCGCCAGCAAGCGCCAGCAAGGACAGCGUCGCCGAUGCUUUGAAUACUGUGCAAAAUCAAGACGCCAAACCGGCCCUUGACUCGCCAUCCGAAGCAGGAUCCGAGGCGUCUGAUGACGAAGACAGUGAUGAUGACGACGAGGAGUUCGGCGGAGGCCUUGCUCUUCAUCCCCGCCAACAGUCGAUGCUAGUGGAUCUGUUCGCUUUCGCGGACCGCAGAGGCGUCGAGAAACUACGAAACGAUAUCAUGACGCUUCUGGCCAGGACACGCGAAGACGGUUGGCGUCUCUUAUCCUUGCAUCACGAGCUGGUCGACAAAAUCUACAGCUCACUGCCGUCCAGCUCCGCAAUGUGUGGCUUUGUGGUUGAUGAGGCCGUCUGGUGUUGGUCUACAAACCCGAUGGACACAGAUGCGCUCGAAUCGUACCCCAAGGAGUUCUACGCUGCAUUUAUCAAGGCUGUGCUCAAGCACGAUAGGGACAUCACAUGUUUGAACACACCAUGGCGUACCAAUCUCUGCAAAUACCACAACCACAAGACCGAGUUCGACAAGGUGAACUGUCGGGAGGCGCUCCAAACGUGGUAUACGGCUUUAGAGGUAAGAAGCCAAGAUGAGUACAUUGCCAAAUACGGCGCCUUCGCCAAGAAGUACUUCGAACGGGGAUGA
Messenger RNA from Cercospora beticola, 2304 nucleotides. RefSeq names its product BTB/POZ domain-containing protein. Gene Ontology annotation, molecular function: protein binding. The record is from RefSeq and is a predicted model, not a curated record. Lineage: Eukaryota; Fungi; Ascomycota; Dothideomycetes; Mycosphaerellales; Mycosphaerellaceae.